AUGAGGAGAAAGAUCCAGUGCUGUUUGACCUUUGCCUUCCUGCUGAUGGUGGCUUUGGCUGACCACCAGGAGAGCCAUGAUGAUGGAAAACGUUCACCAGAUCUCCAUCACCAUCUCCACCAUGGCAAGAAUGAACCCCACCCCAGUCAUGAUGGAAAACAUGAUUCAUUCCACAAAAUCUCAUCUCACAAUGCUGACUUUGCCUUCACCCUGUACAAUAAACUCUCCAGCCACACUGAUGCCAAAGGCAAGAACCUCAUCUUCUCUCCACUGAGCAUCUCCAUUGCUCUAUCCAUGCUGGCUCUGGGUGCCAAGGGUGAGACCCACUCACAAAUCUUCAGCACUCUGGGCUACAGUUCCUUCACAGAGGAUCAGGUCAAUGAAGCCUAUGAGCACCUGCUGAACACACUGGACCACAACCAAGAGUCCGCACUGCUGGAGAUAGGUGGUGGUCUGGCUGUCCAAGAAGAUUUCAAACCUAUCAACCAGUUUCUGAAAGAUCUUCAGCACUUCUACAAUGGAGAGGCCUUCAGUGUGGACUUUUCCAAACCUGAAGUUGCUGUCCAAGAGGUCAACAAGUUCAUUGCCAAGAAGACCAAUGACACCAUCACUGACAUACUCAAGAGCCUGGACCAAGAUACCAUCCUGGUGCUCAUCAACUACAUUUAUUUCAGAGAUAAAUGGGAGAAGCCCUUUAAUGUAGAGCACACACGCAAAGCCGACUUCCAUGUGGAUGAGAACACCAAGGUGACUGUGGACAUGAUGCAGAGAACUGGAUACUAUGACUUCUACCAUGAUUGGGCUAACUUCACCUCUGUCAUCAAAUUGCCCUACAAAGGCAACACCUCCAUAUUGAUCGUUCUGCCUGACGAGAGAAAACUGGAGGAGGUGGAGAAACACCUCAGCAAGGAAAGCCUCAAGUACUGGCAAGACAAACUCUUCAGAAGGAGAAUCGGGUUUUCUUUACCCAAGUUUUCCAUCUCUGCCUCCUUCUCUCUUGGAAACACUCUGAAGGAGCUGGGUAUCACUGAUGCAUUUUCCAACAAUGCAGACUUCUCAGGGAUGAGUGAGAAGACCAAACUGAAGGCUUCCAAGGUUCUCCACCAGGGGGUCCUCAAGGUCGAUGAGAAAGGAAUGGACACAGCUGCUGUCACCACAAUAGAAGUUUUUCCUUCUUCUCAACCAUACACCCUGAACAUCAACAGAUCCUUCCUGGUCUUCUUUGUGGAGCACCACACUAAGAGCAUCUUCUUCAUGGGCAAGAUCACCAACCCUACUGAACAAUAA
Neoarius graeffei (lesser salmon catfish) is the source of this 1287-nucleotide messenger RNA. RefSeq names its product alpha-1-antitrypsin homolog. The transcript is spliced from 4 exons. Gene Ontology annotation, biological process: negative regulation of endopeptidase activity. Lineage: Eukaryota; Metazoa; Chordata; Actinopteri; Siluriformes; Ariidae. The record is from RefSeq and is a predicted model, not a curated record. Gene Ontology annotation, molecular function: serine-type endopeptidase inhibitor activity. The coding region runs from base 1 to 1287 and encodes 428 amino acids.